Molecule: messenger RNA, 1135 nt
Organism: Botrytis cinerea B05.10
Lineage: Eukaryota; Fungi; Ascomycota; Leotiomycetes; Helotiales; Sclerotiniaceae
Exons: 2
Coding region: 241-825 (194 amino acids)
Biological process (GO): oxidative demethylation
Molecular function (GO): oxidoreductase activity; demethylase activity
Source: RefSeq, a predicted model, not a curated record
GCUCAUGUAACAUUUUCUGAUCGGUUGAAGAACGAACUUCUCUUGCUGAAUAAUCUCGGACAAACCUCGCUAGUUCUUUCACAGCAAGAAAAUAUGCUGGAAGCAGUCUUCACAUUUUCUUUCGGGACCAAAAGAUUCCCAUCUCUAAUAUAACUAUCGUCACCAAAAAAACUUUUAAUUGGAAAGCAAAAAUUCGUCAUAAAAAACGCAUCCAAUCCUCGCACGUGAAAGACUCAAACCAUGGAAAAUAUGGGAAGCACGAAUCCAUUUCCCACCCCUGAUCCUCACGAUCCCUCCAUCCAACAUUGGGAAAAUGGACUCGCGCUCUACUCCAACUUCAUCACGCCUCAAGAAGAAGCCGAAAUCAUCGCUUCGAUCCAGAAAGAUGAUCGUUGGUGCGGAAUCGGUAAGCGACAGACGAUGCAUUACGGUGCGCAUUUCGACUAUACGACUUUCUGCGCGUCGGAAAUGUGGACGGAUGUUCCGGGGUGGAUUGAGAGGUUGGUGGGGCGGUUGCCGUUUCGGGAGGAGGGGGGCACGGUCGAUCAGUUUACCGUGCAGUAUUAUCCCCCUGGCACGGGCAUCCCGCCGCAUGUGGAUACGCACUCGGCGUUUGGAGAGUUUUUGUAUAGUUUGAGUUUGGGGUCGGCGGUGCCGAUGGGGUUUAAGAGGUGUGGAGAGAAUGAGGCGAGGAAGAUGAGGAGGCCGAAGAGGUCGUUGGGGGAGGGGGUGGGGUGGGGAGUGGGAGGGCGAGGGCGCAAGCGCAGGAUGAUGGGGAGGAGAAGUGGGAGGUUUGGUUGGGGGAGAGGAGUUUGUUGGUUAUGAGGGGGGAGGCGAGGUAUGGGUUUGUGCAUGGGAUUAGGGGGAGGAAGUUUGAUGGGGAGGGGGUGAAGAGGAGGAGGGAGGGAAGAUGGAGUCUUACGAUGAGGAGUGUGAAGAGAGGGGCUGAGAUGGGCUGUGAGUGUGCGUUUCCGGGGGUUUGUGAUGCGAGGGUUAGGGAGGAGAGGGAGAGGGAAGAGGAGAAAAACAAGAACGAGAAUGAAAAUGAAAAUCAAAGAGAAGGAGAAAUUCAGGAAAAACUUGAUGCUCUACCUAUAGUCCCAUCUGAAUAAAUAUAUUAAUCAAACUUAUAACA